UCGUCCUCCUCCUCCGCUUCGCAUUUCCUCUUCGAGUACAAGUAGUACUACUAGUAGUCAUCGACUCGUCACGCGCAGCCGCGAACCCAUUUCCAGAGCGAGAGCGGAGAGCGCACCGCCAUUGCCGCACAGCUCCACCGCCCGCAGGCGAGUACCCGGCUCGGGAGGGAGGUGGUUUGGUGCUGGAGAUGGCGGAUCGUCUCACCGAUGAGCAGAUCGAGGACGUGCUCGCGCUCUUCGGCCGGAACGAUCGUCGGACGGCGGCGGCGUCGGCGACGGCGACGGUGACGAAGGUCAUCAUCAUGGAGGCGCCCGAGACGGGACCGAGGGCGGUGGCGGCGGCGGUGGUGGCCGCGGCGAGGAGAAGCACAAGGCCGAUCAUCUCCUACCUGCGCUUCCUCCUGAACCGCCUCAGGGACACCUCCGAUGAGCAGGUCAUCAACCGCUCGAACGACGCCUGGAAUCUGUACCACCGCCUGACAGGGAGCAGCCGCCGCCCCGCCAUCGCCGGCCACGGCGCCUUCCCUACGGGAGAUACCCUCGAUUGCCUGCUCCGUCCGCGCUACUUCAUCCCCAGAAGGCCGCUCUUUCAGAAUUGCAGCCUCUACCGAGUUCUCUGUCAGGUGAGGCGGGCGUCUCCAUCCUGGAAGGAGCUCGCCAUCGGAUUGGGAUUGGCCGCGGCUGUAGUAGGUGCUACUUUGCUCGUGAGGUACUACGGGGAAGAGGCAAAGAGAAGACUCGUCGCUGAUCUUUACACCACUGCCUAUCUCAAGGGAGAGUUCGACAGGUUCGACCGCAACGACGAUGGCUUCAUUACCAGUGAAGAGCUUGGAGAACUGUUGAGCUGCUUAGGGCUAAACCACACUGAAGCUGAACUACAGGCCAUGAUUGAAGAGGCUGCUCCCGAUGGAAAUGGGGCAAUUGAUUUUCAUGAGUUCUUGACGAUUGCACAUAAUUGGGUUAUUAGGGACUACCAUGAUGCAGAGGAAGAAUCGAUAGAAGCUUUCCAGCUAUUUGACAGGGAAUUGAUAUACUGAUGCCUCGACUUUUGAUUAGUGAAGCAUAGAUCAUGUCUAGGACUUAUCUUUUUUUUUUUGGCUCUUCGCGACAAGAUAUUCGAGAGACAAGUUUUGGAUGGCGAGUACGAGGAAAUUCUUAGGAUCACACUGGUAACUUGUGUUCUUGCUCUUUGUUUAGUUAGCUUGUUUAGACACAUUGGCGUGUUUGCUGAUGCUAACUGCAUAUCCUGUAACUCUCCGGUCGCUCUUCACCCACGAAUGAUGAAUUAACAGUUUUGGUUACUGAGGAAGAUAUAUGGUUAUUAGCAUAAAUGGGACAUCAUUACUUCGGCUGAGAUUUUUAGUUGCUUCCUGUUGAUGUGUGUUGUGUUCUGAUCCUCUCUGUUCUCAAUUCAGAAACGGGGAAUUGCAAAUCUGACUAGUAGUAUGCUACUAGGCUAGUGAAGGGUUGCUGGGAGUUGCCUGAUGUGGAUCGGACGGCUCAUAUACAGCGAAUCGCGGCGGCGGAAUCACACAUCGCUGCCUCCGUUGGCCAGGCUCCACCACCGCCUCUCCCUCUUGCUCUUACGCGGCCGCUCCCCGCGCCACCCGUGGCCUCCCGCGGCGGCCGACGUCUUCCUCGUCGUCCUCCUCUUCCGCCGCCGCCACGGCGGGCCGGGAGAAGAGCUCGAGGAGGACGUUGGCGUAGCGUACCUGCUAGGCGUUGCGGCGGCGAUGGUCGGCGCCUCCUACGCGCCGUCCCGCUCUACCGCCGCUUCUGCCAGGCCACCGGCUACGGCGGCGGCACCAUUUCCCUAUCGUAAUAAUCGGUGUUCGGGAACCGAUCGAACCUCGAUUAAGGUGGCCUUGAUUUUGUCGAUAGCAUGGCUCCAUCAUUGAUACUACUGUUUUGUAGUUUUACAAUCUGCUGCUUGGCACUGUUACAUACGGAAUUUGAUGCGAUUGGUCAGCUAUGUGGAUUUUAAUAGCCGAGAUAUAUCAAAUUCAUGGUUGCCUUUGCAUGUGCAGUCCUCUAUUUGUAGGUUGACAA
This is a messenger RNA of Oryza sativa Japonica Group (Japanese rice), 2049 nucleotides long. RefSeq lists its product as uncharacterized. The record is from RefSeq and is a predicted model, not a curated record. NCBI's taxonomy places the organism in Eukaryota, Viridiplantae, Streptophyta, Magnoliopsida, Poales, Poaceae. Gene Ontology annotation, molecular function: calcium ion binding. Gene Ontology annotation, cellular component: cytoplasm.